AUGACGAGAUCAACUACCGCCCAUGCCGACUAUUACCAGAUCCUCGGUAUCCCGUUCACAGGGUCGUCGGCAGGCCUGUCGAAGCAACAGAUCAAACUCGCGUACCACAGAGCCCUGCUCAAGCAUCACCCCGACAAGGCAGGUGCUGUCGCACAGGACGCAGGAAUAAGGGGAUCAGCGAGUUCCGAUGGGUUUCUUACGCGGUCGGGCGAGGACGCUUCGCGGCAGCGGGCGUAUACCAUUGAUGAGAUUACAACUGCGUAUAAGGCUCUAUGCGACCCGACACUGCGGGCAGAGUAUGAUCGCGCGCUGAGACUGGACCGGUUGAAGGUCGCGGAACGAGAGAAGACCGGCGACGUCUUCCAUACUGGGCUGGAGGUUGUGGAUCUGGAGGAUCUUGCGUGCGAUGAGCAUGGUGCGGAUGACGGGCCCGGCGCCUGCUGGUAUCGCGGCUGUCGGUGUGGGGAUGAGAGGGGGUUUUCGGUCACGGAAGAAGAUUUGGAGAGAGAGUCGGAGCAUGGCGAGAUCGUUAUUGGGUGCCGGGGGUGCAGUCUCUGGCUGAAGGUGCUUUUUGCCAUUGAGGAUGAUGGCUGA
Penicillium canariense is the source of this 594-nucleotide messenger RNA. RefSeq names its product diphthamide biosynthesis protein 4. Gene Ontology annotation, molecular function: metal ion binding. The coding region runs from base 1 to 594 and encodes 197 amino acids. NCBI's taxonomy places the organism in Eukaryota, Fungi, Ascomycota, Eurotiomycetes, Eurotiales, Aspergillaceae. The transcript has a single exon. The record is from RefSeq and is a predicted model, not a curated record. Gene Ontology annotation, biological process: protein histidyl modification to diphthamide.